Messenger RNA from Aureobasidium pullulans EXF-150, 423 nucleotides. RefSeq lists its product as uncharacterized. The record is from RefSeq and is a predicted model, not a curated record. The transcript has 2 exons. Bases 1 to 423 code for a protein of 140 amino acids. Lineage: Eukaryota; Fungi; Ascomycota; Dothideomycetes; Dothideales; Saccotheciaceae. Gene Ontology annotation, molecular function: oxidoreductase activity.
AUGGUCCUAGAAGCCGGAUACCCGAACACAACAGGUUUCCGCAAAGUCGUCAAAGCAACAAUUCUGGUCAAGAAGAAGCCAGGUCUUAGUGAUGCAGAUUUUAUAUCACAUUACAAUACCAAACAUGCAGAGAUGGCCAAGGAAGUGCUGUUGAAACAUGGGUGUAUAACGUAUAGUCUUACAUAUCACCUUCAACGCGACAGAAACAUAAUGCAAGACAUGCUAAAGGGCAAAGCAAAUCUUCUUCCAUACGACGCCAUCUGCACAUUUGUGUUUCCUGAUUAUAUGGCUUUUGCGAGGUUCAUGUAUGAUCCGGCGAGUAAAGCAUUGACGGGCGACCAUGACAACUUCAUGGUUGAGGAAGAGAUGAAGAUGAUGGUGGGUGAUGAGUUUAUGGUCAUCGAGGGUGGGAAGCUUGUAUGA